Molecule: messenger RNA, 892 nt
Organism: Anoplopoma fimbria (sablefish)
Lineage: Eukaryota; Metazoa; Chordata; Actinopteri; Perciformes; Anoplopomatidae
Gene: cimap1d
Product: outer dense fiber of sperm tails 3-like 2b
Cellular component (GO): cytoskeleton
Source: RefSeq, a predicted model, not a curated record
CGGACAUGGAGUGAGGUGGUCCUGUGACAGCUGAAUUUCUAAGUAUGCAGUCUGCCUCAGUGCUGGCUAAAAGGUGGAAUUAUCUGUGUAUUGCUUCAACUGAAGGACUCCUGAAGUAUCUGUCACCUCUACAAAGAAUCAAAUGGAGAAGAAAUACCCAUUAAUAGCAGGAAGAGAAAAGGGGCCGGGGCCUGGUCGCUAUGGGCUUCCUCCCACCAUUGGAUUCAUGGGACAUGACUUCACCAAGCCAACUAGCGCUGCUUAUUCUUUCCACGGCAGGAUGAGUGACACUAUGUAUCGUGUAGACUCAAGUCCAGGGCCACAGUAUCACAUUGAUGCAAAAAUGACUCGUUUUGGAAGGGACGGCACGCCUGCAUACUCAAUGUUGGGCCGAGUGAAAACACAGAAGGAGCUGUUCCAGACACCUGGACCGGGUGCAUACAGCCCUGAGAAAACCCCACCAUGCAACCUCCAGCGCAGACCACCGUCUUACACGAUGGGGGCUCGUACACGGUACCGGAGUGUCGACCCAGUACCGGCUCCUAACAAGUACUGUCUCCCUCCUCUGAUGGGCCCUCAAGUCCCAAACAAGCAAGCCAGCGCAAGUUACACAAUGUCAGGUAGUUACAACGGGGGGCCCGCUGUGGACUUAGCCAUGACGCCAGGGCCCUGCAGGUACAACAGCACGGACCCCAGUGUUUAUCUACCCAGAAAGCCGGCCUUUUCCAUGCUGGGACGCCACGGCUUACCCAGAGACGCCACCGACAAACCCGGUCCUGGAUCUUAUAAUCCAGAGAAAGUGACAGUCCACAAGGCUCGGGCACCAGCCUUCUCCCUGGGCAUCAGACACUCUGAGUUUGUUACUCCACUAGUAGUUAAUGUUUCUGACUGA